CCACCACCACCACCCUCUUCUCUCCCCAAGUGUGUCCCACUCGGCUCGCUGUCAACGGCUGAGUGCGAAGUGAGAGUCAGGCAGCCUCCGCCCAGAACCUCCCUAAGCCCCAAGCCAAGCUGCGACCCGCCGCGACUUCGCUCCGGCGGAAUGACCGACAAUAUCCCCCUGCAACCAGUCAGGCGACCAAAGAGAAACAACAGCAAACACAGGCAUGGGUGCUGUCCGUGGUCCAAAUGUUGUGGCAUGUGCGACUUCCGUCCCCGCACAGUGUGGCUCGGCCAUCCGGAAAAGCGGGAGCAGAGGUACCCUCGGAAUGUCAUUAACAACCAGAAGUAUAACUUCUUCACCUUCCUGCCUGGGGUGCUUUUUAAUCAGUUCAAGUACUUCUUCAACCUCUACUUCUUGUUACUGGCCUGCUCUCAGUUUGUGGACGAACUGCGAUUAGGUGACCUCUACACCUACUGGGUCCCCUUGGGUCUGGUCUUGACCAUCACUAUCAUUCGAGAAGCUGUUGAUGAAAUAAGAUGCUACAUUCGUGACAAAGAAGUGAACUCGCAGAUCUAUAGCAAGCUGACCACAAGAGGCACAGCGAAGGUCAAAAGCAGCAACAUUCAAGUGGGAGAUCUAAUAAUAGUUGAAAAGAACCAGCGUGUUCCUGCUGACAUGAUCUUUUUAAGGACCUCUGAGAGAAAUGGCUCCUGUUUCCUUCGCACCGACCAGCUGGAUGGGGAGACCGACUGGAAGCUGCGUCUCCCAGUUGCAUGCACGCAGAGGCUACCGACUGCUGCAGACCUUCUACAAAUCCGAUCCUACGUGUAUGCCGAGGAGCCAAACAUUGACAUCCAUAACUUUAUUGGAACCUUCACCAGAGAGGAUGGUGACCCUCCGAUCAACGAAAGCCUCAGCAUUGAGAACACACUUUGGGCCAGCACAGUUGUCGCCUCGGGCACAGUUGUGGGGGUGGUGAUUUAUACUGGCAAGGAGCUGCGUAGCGUCAUGAAUACCUCCAACCCAAGACACAAGGUGGGCUUGUUUGACCUCGAGGUGAACUGUUUGACAAAGAUCCUGUUUGGGGCAUUGGUGGUCGUGUCUUUGGUCAUGGUGGCACUGCAGCACUUUGCUGGACGCUGGUAUUUGCAGAUCCUUCGCUUCCUACUGCUCUUCUCUAACAUUGUGCCUAUCAGCCUGCGUGUCAAUCUGGAUAUGGGAAAGAUGGUUUUCAGUUGGAUGAUCAAGAAGGACUCCAAGAUACCUGGCACGGUGGUUAGAGCCAGCACCAUACCUGAACAGUUGGGCCGCAUCUCCUACCUGCUGACUGACAAAACAGGAACGCUCACCCAAAAUGAGAUGGUGUUCCGGCGCCUUCACCUUGGCACUGUGGCUUACGGUAUGGACUCUAUGGAUGAAGUGCAGAGCCAUGUGUUCAGUGCCUAUACACAGCCCACCCAUGACCUUCCGGCCUCUAGGACCCCAGCGGCCACAAAGGUUCGCAAAACCAUCAGCAGUAGGGUUCACGAGGCGGUGAAAGCCAUCGCGUUGGUGCACAACGUCACGCCGACAUAUGAAUCCAACGGUGUGACUGACCAGGCUGAGGCAGAGCAACACUACGAAGACACCUGCAGAGUGUACCAGGCUGCCAGCCCAGACGAGGUGUCGCUGGUGCAGUGGACGGAGAGUGUUGGUUUAACACUGGUUGGGAGAGAUCAGUCCUUCAUGCAACUCAGGACUCCUACUGGCCAAAUUAUGAACUUCACUAUCCUGCAGAUUUUCCCUUUCACAUAUGAGAGCAAGAGGAUGGGCAUCAUUGUGCGGGAUGAAUCAACUGGAGAGAUCACAUUCUACAUGAAGGGUGCGGAUGUGGUGAUGGCUGGCAUUGUCCAGUAUAAUGAUUGGCUGGAAGAAGAGUGUGGGAACAUGGCAAGAGAAGGUCUCCGCGUCCUUGUUGUCUCCAAGAAGUCCAUGACUGAGGAACAGUAUCAAGACUUUGAAGCGCGCUACGUCCAGGCCAAGCUCAGCGUGCAUGACCGCUCCCUUAAAGUUGCCACGGUGAUCGAAAGUCUGGAAAUGGAGAUGGAGCUCCUGUGUUUGACUGGCGUGGAGGACCAGCUGCAGGCUGACGUUAGGCCCACUUUGGAGAUCCUACGCAAUGCAGGCAUCAAGGUUUGGAUGCUGACAGGAGACAAGCUGGAAACAGCCACGUGUACCGCCAAGAACGCCCACCUGAUCACCCGCAACCAGGAUAUCCACAUCUUCAGACCUGUGACCACGCGAGGAGAAGCCCAUCUGGAACUCAAUGCAUUCCGGAGGAAACAUGACUGUGCCCUGGUGAUAUCUGGUGACUCGCUCGAGGUUUGUCUAAAAUACUACGAAUACGAGUUCAUGGAGCUGGCUUGUCAGUGUCCCGCUGUGGUCUGCUGCCGGUGUGCCCCAACCCAGAAGGCUCAGAUCAUCCGGCUAUUGCAGGAGCGGACGGGCAAACUCACCUGUGCUGUAGGAGAUGGAGGAAACGAUGUCAGCAUGAUCCAGGAAGCCGACUGUGGCGUGGGAGUGGAGGGAAAAGAAGGUAAACAGGCCUCCCUGGCCGCAGACUUCUCUGUGACUCAGUUCAAACAUUUAGGCCGUCUCCUGAUGGUUCACGGACGCAACAGCUACAAAAGAUCUGCAGCCCUCAGCCAGUUUGUCAUCCACAGGAGCCUUUGCAUCAGUACCAUGCAGGCUGUCUUCUCAUCUGUCUUCUAUUUUGCUUCAGUACCGCUCUAUCAAGGUUUCCUCAUUAUUGGCUACUCCUCUAUCUACACCAUGUUCCCUGUCUUCUCUUUGGUAUUGGACAAAGACGUCAAAUCUGAAGUCGCUAUGUUAUAUCCUGAGUUGUACAAAGAUCUGUUGAAGGGUAGACCUCUGUCCUUUAAGACUUUUCUAAUAUGGGUUUUAAUAAGUAUUUAUCAAGGCAGCAUCAUCAUGUACGGGGCGCUGCUGCUCUUCGAGUCCGAGUUUGUCCACAUCGUAGCCAUCUCCUUCACAUCGCUCAUUCUCACUGAGCUGCUCAUGGUGGCGCUGACCAUUCAGACGUGGCACUGGCUCAUGAUGGUCGCAGAGCUCCUCAGCUUGGCCUGUUACGUGGCAUCGCUCGUCUUCCUGCACGACUUCAUUGAUGUGUACUUCAUCACAACUCCGUCAUUCCUGUGGAAGGUGACGGCCAUCACCCUGGUCAGCUGCCUGCCCCUUUACAUCCUCAAGUACCUGCGGCGACGCUUCUCUCCACCCAGCUACUCAAAGCUCACCUCCUAAGGAGCGCAGUGUGUUGGUUGGCCUACAUUAUGUGACAUGGACACAUUUAACACUAACAUCAAAUCCUCAGUUCUAAACAAAUGUGAGUUUUUGCCUGUAUGUAAUAAAUAUGACACAGUUUGCUAAUUUAUUCAUGCGCAUGGUGUUCCUUAAAAUAAUAAUCCCAUGGAGGUCAGUGGCCUUUUUAAAGCUAUCAUUCGCCACCUUUAGUUUAUUGCUGGACUCGAGACUCGAUUCACUAUCCGCAAACUGUGAUUUCUAAAAUGAGUUCCAGAAUUAUACACUUUAAAACGAGUGAAGCGGCCAUAAAAGUCACGUUUGUUUAUGCGUCAGGCAGUGGAGGCGGCCGAUGUCAGCAGCGUCUGAGGCUAAAUUGGUCCUUGCGUCUUUCUGUUCUGCCCCCACACCCCCGGCAGGGUUGGUUAUUGUGGGCACUUUGCCACCUCUCAUGUGGUAGUGACCUAAAGCCAUAAAAGAAAAUACCUAGCAGCUCUUUUGCUGGCCUCAACAACAAAAGGAUCACUAUGUGGAAUACCCUGUUAAUAUUGUCAAUAUGUUAAUUUCCUUACUUUUUCUAAGUAAUGCAGUGAAUCGUAUUGUGUCUCUGACCUUCUGUGUUUUAUGAAAUGAUUAUUUAAAAAUGAUUUUUAAAAAAAACAAACAAAAAAAUGUUAUUUAUUAUGUGGCCAUUAAAGGGAAAAGCAUGAUUGGGGUGCCUGUAAAUAACUUAUUUCUAUGUUGAUGUAUUUACCUUUUUUCUUUUUAAAUGCUAUUGGUUGGAAAGGGACAAGACGAACAAAAAUGUGUCAUUGUGCUGAUGGUUAAUAAAUUUUCUGCUUUGUUAUCCUGG
Molecule: messenger RNA, 4141 nt
Organism: Corythoichthys intestinalis (scribbled pipefish)
Lineage: Eukaryota; Metazoa; Chordata; Actinopteri; Syngnathiformes; Syngnathidae
Product: probable phospholipid-transporting ATPase IIA
Exons: 28
Coding region: 151-3291 (1046 amino acids)
Biological process (GO): retrograde vesicle-mediated transport, Golgi to endoplasmic reticulum; phospholipid translocation; endocytosis
Cellular component (GO): endosome; trans-Golgi network; plasma membrane
Molecular function (GO): ATP hydrolysis activity; ATP binding; magnesium ion binding
Source: RefSeq, a predicted model, not a curated record